Acanthoscelides obtectus is the source of this 465-nucleotide messenger RNA. The record is from the annotation of a GenBank genome assembly. Lineage: Eukaryota; Metazoa; Arthropoda; Insecta; Coleoptera; Chrysomelidae.
AUGAUGUCCGAAGGAUUGGCUACUUCAAAGGGAGUACGUCAAGGGGGAGGGCUUAGUCCCCUAUUGCUUAUAGUAUUUAUGGAUACAGCACACAGGAAGUUGCAAAAAGUGGAAUUGGCAGAGCGCGCAUUUGCAGAUGAUUUGGUGUUGGUAACUGGUAGUGUUGGGAGUCUACAGGAAAAUUUGAACACUUGGAACACAGUACUUGAAGAUAAUGGUAUGUAUCUAAAUAAACUUAAAACUAAAGUUAUGGCUGUGUCAAAUGAAAAACUCAAUAUAGACGUAAGAAUAGAUAAUGUAAAAUUACAACACGUGCAUUCCUUUAAAUAUCUGGGAGCUAUAUUGAAACAUAACGGCAGAAAUGAAAUAGCAAUUUCUGAAAGGAUAGGAAAGGCAAACAACUUGUACUAUGCGAUGAGUAAAGGUUUUAUCAACAAGAAAGAGGUAUCAAGAAACCAAAAAUGA